Linum trigynum is the source of this 1815-nucleotide messenger RNA. NCBI's taxonomy places the organism in Eukaryota, Viridiplantae, Streptophyta, Magnoliopsida, Malpighiales, Linaceae. The record is from the annotation of a GenBank genome assembly.
AGCUACUCAUCAUAAAUCAGUAUCAAUUGAGCCCCAGAAGAAUGGCGAUUUUACUACUAGCUUUUCUCUUCUUCACAUCUCUUUGGCUCUCCAUAGUAGCAUUUAUAGCCAAGAAGAAAAGCUGUUAUUCCGCCGUUGAAUGGCCGGUGGUGGGCAUGCUUCCGGCCCUCCUUUGUAACGCAACCACUGAUCUCCACGGUUUCAUCACUCGACUCGUCAAAGAAAGCGGCGGCACGUUCCUGUUCAAAGGCCCCUGCUUCGCCAACCUGGACUUCGUCGUCACCAGCGAUCCGAUGAAUGCCCACCACGUCUUUAGCAAGAACUUUGCCAACUAUGGGAAGGGUGAGGAUUUCAAAGCGAUGUUCGAGGAGCUUUUCGGAGAAGGGAUCGUCAACUCCGAUGGGGAAUCGUGGAGGUUUCAACGGCAGAGGAUCCAUUCCUUGUUGAGCAAACAAGGGUUCGAAAACUACGUUAUGAAAACCCUUCAUCAGAAGAUGGAGGGCACCUUGUUCCGAGUCCUUGAUGAUGCUUGUAAUUCGACGCGAGGGCUUGGAACUGUUGAGGUGGACAUACAGGACGUGGUGAGCAGGUUCAUGUUCGACAACAUAUGCAUGUGGGUCUUGGGAUUCGAUCCAGGUUACCUUUGUGUUGACAGGCAAUUAAGUACCUUCUCAUGCGGCAAAGCAUUUGAUGAAAUCGAGGAGGCUAUCAUAUACCGACAUAUCGUCCCCAGAAGUAUAUGGGAACUUCAGAAAAGGUUUGGGAUUGGAUCAGAGAAGAAGAUUAGUCAAAGUACUAAGGUCUUGGACGAUUUCUUAUAUGAUGUCGUGAAGACCAAGAAACAAGAGUUGCACAAAGAAGAGCAACAUCAACAACUUGACUUGCUAACACAAUGGUUGGUAGCGGACCAGAAACGAGAAAGUUCAGAUAAAUUUCUAAGAGACAUUGGAGUGACAUUAGUUGCAGCUGGGAGAGACACCGUGUCUUCCGCUAUAACUUGGUUGCUUUGGUUGGUUGCAACCCAUCCUGAGGAUGAGAGAAAGAUUCUCGAGGAGAUUGAGCGAGUAGUGACAACGGCUACACAACGACCAACUCCUGGAGAAGGAUUAGGUGUUUUGCUUAUUAGUAACGACGAUAUGAAUAGGCUUGUGUAUCUCCAUGCAACAAUUUGCGAAACAUUGAGGUUGUACCCACCCGCGCCAUUCGAGCUUAGAUGUGCUAUUGAAGAUGAUGUGCUACCUAGCGACCAUCGCAUUCAUAAGGGCACUAGAGUUUUGUUCUCCAUAUACUCCAUGGGGAGGAUGGAAGAGAUAUGGGGAAAAGAUUGCUUGGAGUUCAAACCUCAAAGAUGGAUUUCUAAACAAGGGGGCAUAAUUCACAUUCCGUCCUACAAGUUUAUGAAUUUUUUGGCAGGGCCAAGGUCGUGCUUGGGGAAGAUGUUGUCUUUUAUGCAACUCAAGUUCAUAGUUAGUAGUCUUCUAUGGAACUACAAGUUUGAUAUGGUAGAGGGUCAACUUGUGAAGCCACUUGCUUCUAUUAUGUUGCCAAUGGAAAACGGCUUGAAGAUGAAAGUUUUCAAGAGAGAUGUUUAGUAUAUUCUUCCUAACAAUUGUGGUAUGUAAUAAAUAUUCGCGUGAGUUGGAUUUCUUUCAAAAUAACAUGGUAAUAUAUUAUUAUUGUCGUAUACAACAAAUACACGUUAUUAUGUGAUAUGAGUAGAUGACUAACGAUUCAAUAUUUUAGGAUUAGAUCACAAAAUCAACAUCUAAAGUGUUUUUAAGAAUUUCGUGGAUGCAAUAUACAUAGAUUCUUUAU